Molecule: messenger RNA, 2187 nt
Organism: Closterium sp. Yama58-4
Lineage: Eukaryota; Viridiplantae; Streptophyta; Zygnematophyceae; Desmidiales; Closteriaceae
Source: the annotation of a GenBank genome assembly
AUGUCGACAGUCGCCCAUUCCCCUCCCUUUCAAUGGGAGCUUCUUCUCUUUAACCCUCUCGCACACUCGCUCGUUCAAUCUCAUGCGCUAUGCCCUCCUUUCCCCCACGUGCUGCCCUCCUUUCCCCCACGUGCUGCCCUCCUUUCCCCCACGUGCUGCCCUCCUUUCCCCCACGUGCUGCCCUCCUUUCCCCCACGUGCUGCCCUCCUUUCCCCCACGUGCUGCCUUCCUUUCCCCCACGUGCUGCCUUCCUUUCCCCCACGUGCUGCCUUCCUUUCCCCCACGUGCUGCCUUCCUUUCCCCCACGUGCUGCCUUCCUUUCCCCCACAGGCUGCUCAGCACCAGCCAGGGCUGCUCAUCAUCACCUUUUAUCGUUUGGACCGUCAGCAGCAGCGGCUGGUGGAGCAAUUUCCGUCGCUGCCCCUCCCAUCUCCAACUCCCAUUCCCCCCUCCCAUUCCCCCCUCCCAUUCCCCCCUCCCAUUCCCCCCUCCCAUCCCCCCCCCCACUUCCCACUCCCCCUUCCUACUCCCCUUCCCACUCCCCCUUCUCACUUCACCCUCCCAUUCCCUCUUUCCAUUCCCCCUUCUUAUCCCCCCCUUCCCAUUCCCCCUUCCCAUUCCCCAUCCAAUUCCCCCUUCCCAUUUCCCCAUCCAAUUCCCCCCUUCCCAUUCCCAUUCCCCCAUCCCAUUCCCCCUUCCCAUUCCCCAUCCAAUCCAAUUCCCCCUUCCCAUUCCCCAUCCCAUUCCCCCUUCCCAUUCCCCCAUCCCAUUCCCCCUUCCCAUUCCCCCAUCCCAUUCCCCCUUCUCAUUCCCCCAUCCCAUUCCCCCUUCCCAUUCCCCCAUCCCAUUCCCCCUUCCUAUUCCCCCUUCCCAUUCCCCCUUCCCAUUCCCCCAUCCCAUUCCCCCUUCUUAUUCCCCCUUCUCAUUCCCCCAUCCCAUUCCCCCUUCCCAUUCCCCCAUCCCAUUCCCCCUUCCUAUUCCCCCAUCCCAUUCCCCCUUCUCAUUCCCCCAUCCCAUUCCCCCUUCCCAUUCCCCCAUCCCAUUCCCCCUUCCUAUUCCCCCAUCCCAUUCCCCCUUCUCAUUCCCCCAUCCCAUUCCCCCUUCCCAUUCCUUCUUCCCAUUCCCUUCCCAUUCCCCCUUCCCAUUCCCCCUUCCCAUUCCCCCUUCCUAUUCCCCCUUCCCAUUCCCCUUCCCAUUCCCAUUCCCCCAUCCCUUUCCCCCUUCCCAUUCCCCCAUCCCAUUCCCCUUCCCAUUCCCAUUCCCCCCCAUCCCAUUCCCCCUUCCCAUUCCCCCAUCCCAUUCCCCCUUCCCAUUCCCCCUUCCCAUUCCCCCUUCCCAUUCCCUUCCAAUUCCCCCUUCCCAUUCCCCCUUCCUAUUCCCCCAUCCCAUUCCCCCUUCUUAUUCCCCCAUCCCAUUCCCCCUUCCCAUUCCCCCAUCCCAUUCCCCCUUCCUAUUCCCCCAUCCCAUUCCCCCUUCUCAUUCCCCCAUCCCAUUCCCCCUUCCCAUUCCUUCUUCCCAUUCCCUUCCCAUUCCCCCUUCCCAUUCCCCCUUCCCAUUCCCCCUUCCUAUUCCCCCUUCCCAUUCCCCCUUCCCAUUCCCCCAUCCCUUUCCCCCUUCCCAUUCCCCCAUCCCAUUCCCCCUUCCCAUUCCCCCCAUCCCAUUCCCCCUUCCCAUUCCCCCAUCCCAUUCCCCCUUCCCAUUCCCCCUUCCCAUUCCCCCUUCCCAUUCCCCCUUCCCAUUCCCCUGUCCAAUCCUCCCUCUCUUCCGCCCCACAGCCUGCAGCCAUGUGCGGGCCUAUUAACGAACCAUGAGGUGUUUGAGCUGCUAACAGACCGGGGGGCCAUGGGAGCAGUGGACGUGUCGCAGGGCGGCAUAGGGCCGGCAGCCAUAGAGUGCCAGGUCUACACCUAUCUCUGCGCCGCCCCUGCCGCCACCCAGACGCGGGCGGCUGUGACCGCGUGCACGGAGCAAGCGGCGGCGUUUGGACUGACACGGAUGGAAACGCUGCAGCUGGUGAAUCUGAGGCCGUCCCAACCAGUAGAAGCACACCUGAUCAUAGCGGACUGUGAGAUGCGCCUACCGGGUGAGAGGGUGGAGCAGCUGCUGCAGGCCGUGGACGAGACACUGCCAGCAGCACCAGAACUGGAAGGAGGAGCGGAGGAGGAGGAUGCAGUUGAGGGGGGCUGA